AAAAAGGCGAGCAAGAGGGAGAAGAGUGCGACGAAGACGGUGAGAAAAUGAGCGCCAGCAGUCGGAAAGUGGAGAUUUCUUAAAGUGUUCAGUUAUUAAAUCCAUAGAAAUGAUAAAUAUUUGAUAUAUAGCAUAUUUUUACAUUAGUAAAUAAUUUUACACAUAGUUUAGCAUUAUUUUGGUUAUAAAUGUACUCUACGCAACAGAAAAUCUGAGGAGCCACUUGGGAGCCGAAACAGCCGGCUCUUUUUGAUGAGCUGAGCCAAAAGAACCGACUCUCUAAAAAGAGCCGGAAUUCCCAUCACUAUUCAACUGUCAUAUGGAACUAUUUUCCAACCAUGACGUCGUUAACGUCGUUUCAACGGUUAUUAAAUGUCCAAAUGUUUGCUUGGAAGAAAGUAAAUGUCCUGGGAUACAUUUGUUGGUGAAAAUUAAUUAGUUUUGACUAAAUUCACCGUUUUUCUGUAAUUAACAGGCGUUAAUUAACGUUGUGCCGUGAUUUUUACUGUAAAGUGAUGGUUGGAGGUGACCCCAGCGGCUCCUAAUCUGCAUAGCGGGGCUGAGAGGCACUUCUCAGCCGCUCACAGGACAAGGAGGAGGUGGGAGGGGAAAUUACAACGUAGUAGAGACCCAAUCACUCCGUCCGUCAGUCAGACAAGUUUCCAGCUUCUCAGCCAUCAUUAUCGCCGCGUAAAAACUCCUCUUUCUUGACAUGAACCCACUCAGACGGAACCCAUGCGGGGAUAGAAGGCCGUGAAAGCGGGUUCGAGCCCCGGUUCGGACCCCGGAGCUGAAUAUGGGUCAGACUGCUGUGUCUGCCGUGUCUCAGACAGCAAGCGUCGAUGGCCUGGAGAAACCAUCUGUGGCUAGCUGUGACGUGGUUGUGGACAACGCCACUAAUACCCUGAAUGCGCCGGGCUCAAGGCAGCAGCGAGGCAAGCUGUCAUCGCUGGGAAAAAUAUUCAAGCCCUGGAAGUGGAGGAAGAAGAAAACCAGCGACAAAUUCCAGGAUCUCUCCAAAGUUCUAGAAAGAAAAAUCUCCACCAGACAAACGAGAGAGGAGCUGAUAAAGAAAGGAGUUCUCAUCCCUGAACAAGAUGAACCAGUCGUCAGUGAGAAUCUCAACGGCCACGCAACAUCCAGUUUGACAUCGGAGGAGGUCAAAGUGGACAUUGAAACUCCAGAAAAACUCGUCAAGGAUCAAAGCACAGAGACUGCCAGCACCCAAGACAAAACGGCAAAGUGUGACGCUAAACCCGCUUCCCGGACAAACCAGGUGCGAUCUCGGGACGCUCCGGCUAAAAAACAGCAAGGCAACACUAUUCCAAGUGCUACCAAGCCUGCUGGUGGCACCGCCGCCACUGUGGCUAGGCACAAAGAUGGUGCCCCAGGAGCUAAAAAGACUGCCAAAGCCACAGGCAAGACUGCCACUUCCACACAGGCUAAAGCUAACCCACGGCACACUAACGCCACGAGUCGAGGGGUUGCCAAAUCCUCAAACCCAAAAAAGGCAGCAACAACAACAAAGAGCACCCCCGUCUCCACCUCCACACCUCGUUCUCGGGGGCCUAAAGAUGCUGCUGCUUCAGCCAAGCCUAAUGGGAAGGAUGCAAAGGCCAGAGACACUGCAAACCCUUCUUCUGUACCUCACAAAGACUCCACAGAGACUUCUAAUCAGCCUGGAGAGUUAAAAUCCUUACAGCUUCCCUCUGACAACAAGCCUGUUUCUUCUAAAGCCUCGGGGAGUGAGGCAGAAGGGAGUCAGGCUGGUUCUCAACCCCACAAAUCUGCUCCCAGGGACUCUACUUCAGCUGAAGAGACUCCUAAAGGUUUGGCUGCUGAUUCCACUCUCCAGCCCCCUAAAAUCAACGUGGCUGCAGAAGACACGCCCAUCACAGUGGGGGAGAGGGAAAAUGGCACACAGGAGGAGAAACGGAAAGUAACAGAAGGGGAAGAAGGAGGAGGAGACGUGAAAAGGAAAGGAGAAACGGAGUUUGGGACAGAGAAAAGCCUGAGGUCUAAGGAGGGGGACUUGGAAAAAACCCCGGGCCUCAGUGUGAAAACGGAGCAGGCCGAGGUGACGAUCAUUCCAGACAGGCCGAGAGACAGCCAGACGAGCGACUCGGAUUCUGACGGGCCAAUCCUCUACCGGAGUGAGGAAGAGGAUGAGGAGGAGGAUGAAGAUGAAUACACAAACAGCUCUUUGGCCAGCAAGAUCCGCCGUCGAGACACGCUGAACAUCAAGCUUGGCAACCGACCCAGCAAGAAAGAGCUGGAGGAGAAGAAUAUUCUUCCACGGAGCUCUGAGACGGAGAGACACGAGCUCCGCCAACAGAUAGGAUGUGCAUUAGUCCGGCGCCUGAGCCAAAGACCCACAACAGAGGAGCUGGAGCAGAGAAACAUCCUGAAGCAGAAGAAUGAGGAGGAGGAGAAAGAAGCCAAGCAGGAGAUUAAAAGGAGACUCACUAGAAAGUUGAGUUUGAGGCCGACGGUAGCAGAGCUCAUUGCUCGGAGGAUUCUGCGUUUUAACGAGUACGUGGAGGUGACGGAUGCUAAGGAUUAUGAUCGGCGGGCGGACAAGCCCUGGACGAGGCUUACUCCUGCUGACAAGGCUGCUAUCCGUAAGGAGCUGAAUGAGUUUAAGAGCCGAGAGAUGGAGGUUCAUGAGGACAGCAAACAGUUCACCAGGUUUCAUCGGCCCUAGGUGCUCUAACUGCUUCUUCCUCACACCUCCUCUUUAUGUUCUUCUAAAUCCAACACUUUGAACUGUGAGCAGAGAAAAGUGCUGUUCUUGUUUGAUUUAAAUGAGCCAGAUCCACAGCCUUGGCGUUGUCGACUUAUGUCAGAGUUUAACGGGAUGUUUAACAGAAAUAAGUCAUUCUGUGCUUUUCCUGCUUCAACACUUCAGAGCGUCUUCUGUGGAGAAGGUCUUAUUCCUCCGACGAUGCCUGCUCAUGUCUGUAAUGACGGCUACAGUCGUGUCUUAAGGCACCAACAGAAAAUUUGCACAUAUCUAAAAUGAGAACAGUGCUGUGUAUAAAACGUAUUAUUUAUUGUUGAGCAUCAGAAACAUCUGUUUGUUUGUUUUUGUUCUCAGGCUUUGUGAUGACAAAGUUAAACUUUGUAAUUGUCAAUGUAACUCAAAUGUACUAUAAAGUAAGUCAGAUUGCCAUGGUUUGCCUUGUUGUAACCCCUCAAUGGCCAUAUAUGGACAUCCUCCCUAGAACAGGAAACGUGGAUGAUUGGAAGGUUUCUCACUGAUGUCAGUGCCUAUGAGGAGGAGAGGAAGUAAGUUCUGCUCCACCGUGCCUCUUAGUGUUGACUCAAAUACUGCAGCUCAUUUUUUAGACGUUUAUUAAAUUGCAUCGCCACUAGAGGGCAUUAUAUCAUAAAUGUUGUGUUAUGAGGUUGUGUGUGUGUGUGUGUGUGUGUGUGUGUGUGUGUGUGUGUGUGUGUGUGUGUGUGUGUGUGUGUGUGUGUGUGUGUGUGUGUGUGUGUGUGUGUGUGUGUGUGUGUGUGUGUGUGUGUGUUUGCUAGUGUCACAUUUAAAACUGAUUAAGACGUGGGAGCAAUGGACACCUGGGGUGUAAACAGUAAAGUAUAGUAGAUUGUUGUUUUAUCUCCCAAUACAUAAUGAUUCUGUGCCAUCAUCUUGUGUUUUGUUGCAAAAGUGCAGCUUCGGUUUUUACAUUGCUGUUUGUCAUUUAAAAGCCUUUGGCAGGAGCCAAAGGAAACAACAAAAAAAGCUGAAUUUGGAUUUGUUCUGAGACUUAAAUGAAGAUUUUUCGGUGUAGACACUGAAGAUAUGAGAUUUUCCAGUUUAUUCAGAUCGGAUUAGAUGGAGGAGAGUAAAAACAAAAAUGUUACCAAAGUGCAUCAAUCAGCAGCUUGUGAUACUAAAGUAUGGACAGACUAUUUACAGCUCGCUGUCACACACACACACACUUUGAAAUCACUUGUUUGGAACUAUUUGGGUUGAAUUAAUUUAAAAAUGUAUUUUAUGAACAGAUGUGAAUCAUACUGUGCUCAUUUAUGAGCCUUAAAGUGAUUUUUAAUCUUCAUUUGUUUUUUUUAGAUUCAUUAAUUUUUUUAUCCACUUCAGAUAAAAUCCAAACCCUCAAGAUGCAUGAUAAUAUGGGAUGUAAAGAGGAUGAAUUAGGGGUGAUGUUUUAGCGUGUGGGUGGGAUUUGGUUAGCUUUUACCCAGAGAGGAUGUAUUUUUCCCAUCAGAGCACCAAUCUCAUGAACACUUAUUUCUAACAGUAACAGAAAAAGCGUUGCUCUGCUUCUGGAUGUCUGGAGGUUUUCAAAACGAUGUACAGUGAUGGUGAAACCAACAGUAUUCAUUCAUGUCUGUGUUGGUAUAUAUGGACUAUUUUGUCCAGAAUGUGUAUCGGAGCAUGAAUUAGGUUUUUAAAUGUCACACCUUUGUGAGAGUUGUAAGCUUUUUUUUGUCCUGAUUAUCUUCUAAGGCUGAUAAGUGAGCUCAAGUCUAAAUGUUUUAGACGACAUAUCAGUCUUCGCCUACGUGCUCCCCUUCCUCUCCAGCUGUAUUCUAUUCAAAGUUAUUUCAGAACCCACAUCGGCUUCAUUGUUUGACUUAUUUUCUUUUAGAAAUGAGAAUAAAUUAUAAAGUAAUACAAGUAAAGCACAACAGGGAAUGUUUAAUCCCUUUUUAGGAGUUAGGAAAAAUAAGUUAUUUAAAGCAAAAAUCAAUCAAUCCUGUAAAGAAACCAUUAAAGCUUUGGUAACAUUUUACAAGAAGGGUCCCUUUAAUAAUGUCAGGGCAUUAUUAAGCAUUAAUAAACUGUUGAAUAAAGCAUUAACAACUGCCUAACCAUGUUAUGUAAUGCAUUACUAAGCAGACCCCCCCCCCCCUCUUUAAUGUAACCUUAAGGACACCUAAUAGUUAAUAUUAAAGAUACCAUUUGUUUAUUAAUGCACUAAUAAUGUGAAUAAAGACACCCUUUGUUUAUCAAUUUCUAAUAUGCACUAAUAAUAUUAAUAAGAGAACCUUUGUUAAUGCUUAAUGGACUAAGUAACAUUUAUAAAGGGACCCUUUGUUUAUUAAUGCUUAAAAAUGCAAUAGGUAACGUUAAUAAGGGACCCUUUGUUUAUUAAUGCUUAAUAAAGCACUAAUAAUGUUAAUAAAUUUACCCUUUUUAUUAAUGCUUAACAAUGCAGUAAGUAAUGUUAAUAAAGGGACCCUUUGGUUAAUAAUGCAUUAAAAAUGUUAAUAAAUGGACCCUUUAUUUAUUAAUGCUCAAUAAUGCAAAUCGUUUUAAUAAAGGGACCUUUAUUGUAAAGUGUUCCCAGAAUUUUGAAUAUCUAAUUUUAAAAUACUAUUUAUGAAAAUUAGGAGCCUUAAACGUGUAUAAAUAAUUUACAAACUAUGUAUGAGUAAAUGAAACGUGAUUAUGACAUGGUGCAAUAUUAAAAUUCCACCCAUUAUUUGUCAUUAUUAGGUUGAUAUAUUAAUAUUCAAAAAAAAUCAACUAACGCUUAAACUCUUCAUGCAUUUUAUAAUGGAGGCUGUUUUAGGAAACGUGCCAACUUGAGUUUUACGCUUAUUUAGGAGAUCUGUAUUUAAUUUUUUUUAUUAUAAAUGUAAAGAAUAAACAUUUAUUAAUCCAACCCAAAAAACAUUGUUGCUUUUUAUAGAAUUGAAGAAAUUUAAUGGUCAAUGUUUGGUUCACCUUUAAAAACCAGAAUUUUUUGUAAUGUUUGCUGAAUUGGUUUAAAACCCCAUAUUUUCUUGUUUGCCCUGGAACUUUUCUCUCUUCAUGGAUCCAUGCUUCUGUUUGAGCUGUGAGCUCCCAUGCUUCACAUUUCCUUUAUCUCUUUCCUGGCGGAACGGUCAUUAAUUUCAGGCUUGCGCUUUUGAUCAGCUGAUUUUUUUUCUCUUCACGGACAUUUUCUGGAAAGUGAAAUGCUUUAAACCUCUGCUUUAAGUGUGGCGUCAGGAAAAAAGAUUUUUCUUGAGCUUCCUGGAACUGGAUAUUUGACAUAAAGUCUCUCUGAAGCUUACGUUACUCAGUAUAUCCAUAAACGGCUCCUGUUACAUCUUAAUUGUGUAUAGUGUUAAAGCCAUUGCUUUACCCAUGAAUGUUUUGUCAUUGUAAAAGAAUGUAUAUAAGAUAAGAAUGAAUGUAGGUAUUAAAAUAUGAACACAA
This is a messenger RNA of Nothobranchius furzeri (turquoise killifish), 6172 nucleotides long. RefSeq names its product phosphatase and actin regulator 2 (gene phactr2). Gene Ontology annotation, molecular function: actin binding. Lineage: Eukaryota; Metazoa; Chordata; Actinopteri; Cyprinodontiformes; Nothobranchiidae. The record is from RefSeq and is a predicted model, not a curated record. Gene Ontology annotation, biological process: actin cytoskeleton organization.